UACAAGGUUGCACAAUGGCCACGGAAGAAGACACCAGAAAUCAAGUGUUUCUCUUCAAAACAAAAUGCUUAGGAAAGCAAAUUGUUUCCGCCAAAUAUUACACAGAAUCAAAGUUCCACAGAAGAUGAGUGAGUCGACUUAGACUGGGGUACAUUUAGCGGAAGCUCGGUGUUUAACUUUUAGUUUCUCAGCGUUUGUGAAGCUUUAUUUUGGGAAACCGGAAAUGUGCGUUUUCUUUCUGGAGAGCUUGAUAGAGGUCUCGCGCAGCAGGCAGAUCUUUUCUUGAGCACAAACAAGAUAACAAAAAUGGGAUCGGCGGUGCGGUUAUCGCUGGUCGGCCUCCUGCUGUGCCUGCAGCUCGGCAGAGCUCCAGCCCGCAGCCCCCGUACGGCAGACCAGGUGUCUGAGGCCGACAUCCAGCGCCUCCUGCACGGCGUCAUGGAGCAGCUGGGUAUUGCUCGGCCCAGGGUGGAGUAUCCUGCACAUCAGGCUACCAACAUUGUCGGGCCUCAGAGCAUACAGGGUGGUGCCCAUGAGGGACUGCAGCAUCUAGGUCCCUAUGGAAACAUCCCCAACAUUGUGGCUGAGCUGACAGGCGACAAUGUUCCCAAAGACUUCAGUGAUGACCACGGCUAUCCAGACCCUCCAAACCCCUGUCCCCUGGGAAAGACGGCAGCAGAUGGAUGUUUGGAAAAUGCUCCUGACACAGCCGAGUUCAGCAGAGAGUUUCAAAAACACCAGCACCUGUUUGACCCAGAGCAUGAUUACCCAGCCCUGGCAAAGUGGAACAAGGAACUUUUGUACCAAAAACUGAAAGGAGGGCCGAAGAGAAGAAAACGGAGUGUCAACCCAUAUUUAUUGGGCCAGAGGCUGGACAAUGUGGUCGCCAAAAAAUCUGUUCCUCACUUCUCUGAGGAAGAGGAGGAAGAUGCACCGUCUGUCCCUGCUGCCAGCAAAUCCACAACCUAAACUCCUGCAAUACUCACUGCAAUAUUACAGCAUACUGUUGGAUAAAAGCUUUUGACAAUGCACAUUUAAGGUUAAGAACUCUGACGCUCCCAAAUCAAACCGGAAGUUAACUUAACUUGAAGAGAAAAUAUGAUUCCCCUAAAGCAAGUCAAACAGUCUCUUAGCAGAUCUCGCUCCCAAGUGAGAUACAGAAAUGGACAAAGAUCAACUUGCAGUCAUAUCUGUUAAUCUGUACAUAUUGAAAUACUUAAGAUCUGGGCUCUCAGUUCACUUACACCAACUGUUCACUUUUGCUAUUUUUAAGAGAUCUAAAAUACUAUCACAUUCCCAGAGAGUUCAUUCAAAAUCAGCCUAAAAUAUUAAAAUAUGUGUUGUUGAAUACUCAUCUGACAGUGUGCAGUAUAUCUACACCUGUAUCAUAACAAUACGUUGUAUAAAGAUAUAUUGAUCUGUAAGAAUGUUUCAUCGGAAAGUUUUUCUCGGAUGUACAGAAAUUGGUUUAACAGGUUCUUUUGUAUGUGACAAAUUAAUUACUUUGCUGUCUUGUAUAAGUGUAUUUCUAUUUUAAAUCCAAUACUUAAAAGUAAUUAUAGUAAAAGCCUUGCAUUGUCAUGCAAGGGAAGAUGGUGAAAUACUUCACUGUAGCAUGGUCAAUAUUUAUUCACUUUUCUGCAGUUAUGAGUCUCCUCUGGCGCCUCUGGGUUACUUUAUCUUGUCUAAAUGGUUGUGUUCUGUUUUUGUUCUGUUCAGUCAAAUAAACGGUUUAUCUGCAUUAA
Molecule: messenger RNA, 1745 nt
Organism: Archocentrus centrarchus (flier cichlid)
Lineage: Eukaryota; Metazoa; Chordata; Actinopteri; Cichliformes; Cichlidae
Gene: scg5
Product: secretogranin V
Exons: 6
Coding region: 307-969 (220 amino acids)
Biological process (GO): neuropeptide signaling pathway; regulation of hormone secretion
Cellular component (GO): secretory granule
Molecular function (GO): enzyme regulator activity
Source: RefSeq, a predicted model, not a curated record